This is a messenger RNA of Gymnodraco acuticeps, 3429 nucleotides long. RefSeq names its product nudix (nucleoside diphosphate linked moiety X)-type motif 12 (gene nudt12). Gene Ontology annotation, cellular component: cytosol. The coding region runs from base 240 to 1604 and encodes 454 amino acids. Gene Ontology annotation, biological process: NADP+ catabolic process; NAD+ catabolic process. Lineage: Eukaryota; Metazoa; Chordata; Actinopteri; Perciformes; Bathydraconidae. The transcript is spliced from 8 exons. Gene Ontology annotation, molecular function: metal ion binding; protein binding; NADH pyrophosphatase activity. The record is from RefSeq and is a predicted model, not a curated record.
CAUUUUUAGAAAUGUACAGAUAUGGGUCUAUUCUAACUCUUAAGCGUUUUUGUUAGAAAAACAAAGUGGCAAAUUGUCGCUCUAAGUGUUAUAAAUACGGUAGUUUAAGGAUCACCUGAAGGCAGCACAGUUGUACAACGUCGGUGUCGCUCUUGAACGCAGCUCGUGACCUUUUAUUCAACAUAACUACUCUCUGGACAGAAGAGACACAGGAGCUGAGCUUAAAGAAGGCAGCCGGAAUGACGAGCCUCCAGCUGAGUGCGAAGGAGGAGAUGGUGGAGAGGUUUCUGGAUGCCGCUGCCAGAGGAGACAUGAUCCAGGUGUCCACGAUGCUGUCCCAGAGCCCCUCGCUCAUCAACCAGACAGGGUACAGCGGCUGGUCAGCGCUGAUGCUCGGCGCUCGCAACGGGCAUUACCCUGUGGUGGAAGCGCUGUUGUCACAUGGCUGUGACAAGUUCUCCGUGAACAGCUCGUCACAGACUGCUUACGAUAUCGCCAAGUUCUGGGGCCACAGACACAUCUCCAACCUGCUGGGCCAUACUGAUGACAGGUGCCAGCGGGUGCUGCCGGGGGCUGACCUCCACCAGCAGGAGAACUACUUCAGCAGAGAGACGCUGGACCGGCUCAGUGCCAAGAGGACCGACAAGGGAUGGCUGGAGGAUAAACAGAGCGACCCAAACACAGUCUACCUCCUGUUCUCCAACUGCAGCCCCAUGGUCAGCAGCCCACUGGAGGACCGGAAUGCAGGGGGUGAGAACCAGCUGUGUCGGUUCAGAUAUGAGACAGUUAAAGAUCUUCUCCAGAAACCUGCCACUGUGCUCAUCUUCCUGGGGGUAGAGAGGAGGAAGAAGCCCUCCUCUCACACAGUGGAUGGUGUCCGGGAGCCUCCUGCUUGGUUUGCCAUCAACACUGACGAAGACACUGCUGAACUUCUAAAACGCUGCAGAGAAAAGAACUGCUGCUUCCCAAAGACGCUCAACAGAGACCUGCUGAAGUUCAGCGAGGAAGAGGCAGGAGUUGUGGCUCAAGCUCGAUCGGUGUUGGCCUGGCACAGCCGCUACAGCUUCUGUCCGACAUGUGGCAGCAGCACCCGGUCGAAGGAGGGAGGAUACAAGAGGAGCUGCCUGAACUCAGACUGCAGGAGCCUCAAGGGGGUUCAUAACACCUGCUACCCACGCGUCGACCCAGUGGUCAUCAUGCUGGUGAUCCACCCUGAUGGAAACCAGUGUUUACUGGGAAGAAAGAAGAUUUUCCCUGCGGGCAUGUUCUCCUGUCUGGCUGGAUUCAUAGAGCCUGGGGAGACGCUGGAGGAGGCGGUGAGGAGGGAGGUUGAGGAGGAGAGCGGAGUGAAGGUCGGGCCCGUUCAGUACAUCUCCUGCCAGCCCUGGCCGAUGCCCUCCAGUCUCAUGAUUGGCUGCCUGUCUGUUGCCAUAUCGACUGACAUCAAAGUGGACGAGAAAGAGAUCGAGGAAGCUCGGUGGUUUCCACGGCAACAGGUGAUUGACUCUUUCAGAGGAACCCGUCCAGCCUUCACUGUUCCUCCCAGGCAGACCAUCGCCCACCAGCUGGUCCGACACUGGAUCGGCAUGACCUCUAACCUCUGACCUCCAUCCUGUAGCACUAAACCUCCAGACCAUAAGGUGGAUCUAUGAACCAGCAGCUGUCAGAACUGUUGCUACUCUAUUACAACAAACCAGGAACACUACCGCUGAGGUAACAGCCCGAUUCUGAGGGCUGUACAGGACACAGUAUGUUAAUGUGGUUUGUUUUCACCGUUAAGUCCAAAUCAUUGAAACGCACCGCUCCUAUGUGGAGAACUGUAGUCUGUACAUCACUUGCAGAUAAAGGCGAAGACAGAACUUUUCAAGAUGGAAAAGAUGAUCAACAAUAAACCUUUACAUUUCCGAUUCUCAGCUUUGAGCUUAGACUCGGGAUGUGAUGAUGGUUUGAAUGUAACGCAACUGUACAAAGUUAAGGACACUUUUGCAAAACAUUUUAAUCUAUAAUUAGACAAAAACAGCGAUACUGGGAUAUAAAACUAUUCGGGUUAAUUGAGCAAUCUGUAAAAAUGUGUAAUUGCAUACAAACGUUGCCAAUUGAUUUUGUAUUGGUUUUUCAGUUGAAUUAUACUUAAAGUUCAGGGUAAUCCACUGUUAAAAACAUACUGCUCACAUUUUUUUUCUCCAAUAUUUUUUGUUUUUAAUAAUCGUGAUAUCAUUUAUUGACCCAAAUAAUCGUGAUUAUGAUUUUUGCCAUAAUCGAGCAGCCCUACUUUUGAGACAGUGCUAGCUACUUUUUUUAGAAAAAAGGCUGAGAAUUCUAGAAGUCUCAACUACUUAUACAAUUUGUUUUAAAAGCCCAGAUAGCUAACAUGCUAGAGCCUCAAAUGUACUCAAACCCUUGUCCUGAUCGCACAGGACCAUUGUGCUUUGCUCUGUAGUUUAAAAUUAGGAUUGUACUGCCGAAUCAACUUUCAAGGUCAGCUUUUGUUUUUGCUGUGUAAUGGAAAUGACAGCCACUAGGAGGCACCAGCAUGUGUUUAACCUUCAUCUCUACUAGUCCUCUUUGCCUUUGACUCAGCAUGCAGCACUGAUGUUGUUUAUUCAGUCUUCAUUUGCAGUUUUUGAAGUUAAGCAACAGUUUUCUGUAUAAUCAGGCCACACAUCUGUUUUCCCCAGAAAGGAAGACUUGUAAUCUGCCUCGCAUGUUAUCUGAUUAACACAGCUGUUUGCCAUUAAUUCUGGAAAAUUAAAUUUUAGAGCGGCUUCUGCCUGAUGGGCUCUCUCAGAAAAGUCGUCUGGUCGGUGCUCUACCUCUGGAAAGCAGACGUUGGCUUCAUUUUUUUGACUCAGUUGAGCAGCAUCGGCCUCUCGUCUCUCCUCAGAUGUGAAAACUCUGUCACAUUUUCGAUAGUUCAAUCCAUAGUCAGCUUCAUAGAACUGGAGAGGAAUGAGUGGGUGUUCUGUUGUCACUGGAGCAACAGGUAUAUAGUCUGUGUCCACUUCCAGGGCUGACGGUUUAGUGCUGAGUUGGCUGAUUGACAGCGGAGAGUUGUUUUCAUUUAGGUCCUCUUCAUAGGAGGACUUGAAGUUUGGUCCAAUCAUGAUGAGACCAUUCUCACCAAGUACAUCCAUCACCUGGAAGUCCUCAAUAUGAAGGAUGUUUCUCUCUGCAGUUUUCUGUUGAGUGGAAUAAUUGAUUGGAUUUUAAUCAGGAAAGAUAUAUUAUAGUUUUUCCAAAAAAAAAGUCUUGUGUUUCAGUUUUUUUAUCUGAUUUCUCGAAUGAUUAAAUAAUGUUAAAUAUUUCAAUAGGACAUCAUAAAUUGUCAGUGAAGAGUUGUAAAUGUAACGAAAAUCAAGAGCUUAAUAAUGUCUGUCAAUUUCAAAAAACAUAAAAUCAACUUUUACAAUAAACAAAUUACAAGAAUAA